AUGAAGUUGCUGCUUCUUUUAUUCAUUUGCCUCUCCGUAUCUGAGGGGCAAGUUAGAGUUCCCCUGAAAAGAAUGAAAUCCAUUCGAGAGAACAUGAAGGAGAAAGGAGUUCUGGAAGAGUUUAUGAAAACCCACAUUAAAGAACCAGCCAUUAAAUACAACUUAAACAGUCAGAGCAACUUUGGGGUCGCUUAUGAGCCCAUGUAUUUGGAUACCUAUUAUUUUGGUGAGAUCAGCAUAGGAACCCCAGCCCAGAACUUCCUUGUUGCUUUUGACACUGGUUCUGCCAAUCUUUGGGUCGCUUCUACAUAUUGUCAAAGUCCAGCCUGUACCAAUCAUCCAUUGUUCAAUCCUUCUCAGUCUUCCACAUAUAGUUCCAAUAAUCAACAAUUUUCAAUGUGGUAUGGUAGUGGCAGCAUGACUGGAGUGCUGGGUUAUGACACAGUCACAGUACAAGGACUCUCCAUUCAAAACCAGGAGCUGGGUCUGAGUAUCACUGAACCAAGCAGCUUUUUCUAUUAUUCUAAAUUUGAUGGUAUUUUUGGGAUGGCCUAUCAGUCAAUGUCAGCAGGAGGUGCCACAACCGGCAUACAGGGUUUGAUACAACAAAAUCUUAUUCCUCAGCCUGUGUUCAGCUUCUAUCUCACUAGUCAAUCUGGAGAAGUAAUAUUUGGUGGCGUGGACAGCAGUUUAUAUUCAGGCCAGAUCUAUUGGACUCCAGUUACUGAGCAGAUCUACUGGCAGAUUGCCAUUGAUGAAUUCUCUGUAAAUGGACAACCAAGCGGCUGGUGCAGUCAGGGCUGCCAGGGCAUUGUAGAUACAGGCACUCCUCUUCUCACCAUCCCAAAGCAGUACCUUGUUAACCUGCUAGAGGAACUAGGUGCCCAGCAAGGACAAAAUGGAGAGUAUUAUGUAAAUUGCAACAAUGUACAAAAUCUACCAUCUAUCAGCUUCACCAUCAGUGGAAGCCAGUUCUCCAUUCCUCCUUCAGUAUACAUCUUACAGAUCAAUGGAAACUGUGUUGUUGGAUUUGAGUCAACAUACCUGCCUUCACGGAAUGGUCAGCCACUUUGGAUUCUAGGAGAUGUGUUCCUUCGGCAAUACUAUUCUGUUUAUGACUUUGGCAACAACCGAGUUGGCUUUGCAGCCAUGGCUUGA
This is a messenger RNA of Nanorana parkeri, 1158 nucleotides long. RefSeq names its product gastricsin-like. The record is from RefSeq and is a predicted model, not a curated record. The transcript has 9 exons. Gene Ontology annotation, biological process: proteolysis. NCBI's taxonomy places the organism in Eukaryota, Metazoa, Chordata, Amphibia, Anura, Dicroglossidae. Gene Ontology annotation, molecular function: aspartic-type endopeptidase activity. The coding region runs from base 1 to 1158 and encodes 385 amino acids.